Messenger RNA from Prosopis cineraria, 3606 nucleotides. RefSeq names its product receptor-like protein kinase HSL1. The coding region runs from base 223 to 3210 and encodes 995 amino acids. The transcript is spliced from 2 exons. Gene Ontology annotation, molecular function: receptor serine/threonine kinase binding; protein kinase activity; ATP binding. The record is from RefSeq and is a predicted model, not a curated record. Gene Ontology annotation, biological process: protein phosphorylation. NCBI's taxonomy places the organism in Eukaryota, Viridiplantae, Streptophyta, Magnoliopsida, Fabales, Fabaceae.
CACCUGCUAUAUGCUAUUACCAAGUCAGUACUCAGUAGUACUCAGUAGCCGGUUCUCCAUUCUCUCUCACCUUCUUGCUCUCUGUGGCAGAGAACUUAGAGGAAGAUCACUCAAACUCUCUCUCUCUCUCUCUCUCUCUCUCUCUCGCUCGCUUGCUUCUUCUGCUCAUAAAUUUAUUCCAGAGCGACGCCCUCUCUCUUCAUUCCCUUUGUUUUUGCCACAAUGCUUCCCCUGUUCUUGCUGCUCUGCUUUCUUCUUCCACCUCCCACUGUUGUCUCUCUCAACCAGGAUGGUCUCUACCUCUACAAAUUCAAGCUCUCCAUGAAUGAUCCGGACUCCUCCCUCUCCUCCUGGAACGACGGUGACGCCCACCCCUGCUCCUGGUCCGGCGUCACCUGUGAUCCCACAAACACCUCCGUCACCGAGCUUGACCUCUCAAGCUCCAAUAUCGCCGGUCCGUUCCCCGCUUCCAUUCUCUGCAGCCUCACCAACCUCACUACCCUCAUCCUCUACAAUAACUCCAUCAACGACGCCCUCCCCUCGGAAAUCUCUCUCUGCAGCAGCCUCGUCCAUGUUGACCUCUCCCAGAACCUUCUCACUGGUGCUCUUCCCCCCACCUUAUCGGAUCUCCCUAACCUCCGGUAUCUCGACUUGACCGGCAACAACUUCUCCGGCCUCAUACCUGAUUCCUUUGCCAACUUUCAGAAGCUCGAGGUACUCGCUCUGGUGUACAAUCUUCUAGACGGAACAAUACCCGCUUCUCUUGGAAACAUUGCCACCCUCAAGAUGCUCAAUCUCUCUUAUAACCCGUUUUCACCCGGUCGGAUCCCUCCGGAGCUCGGCAACCUGGCGAAUCUCGAAGUCAUGUGGCUCACUCAGUGUAACUUGGUUGGCGUCAUUCCUGAAUCGUUCGGCAGGCUGAAGAAGCUCAGGGAUUUAGACCUGGCGUUGAACAAUCUGGAUGGUUCGAUUCCCAGUUCCAUCAUCGAGAUGAAGAGUUUGAAGCAGAUUGAGUUGUAUAACAACUCGUUGUCCGGUGAGUUGCCUCGGGGAAUGGGGAACCUCACGGCAUUGAGGCUAGUCGACGUAGCCAUGAACCAGUUGAGUGGGACGAUUCCAGACGAGUUGUGUCAGCUACCACUGGAGAGCCUUAACCUUUACCAGAAUCAAUUUGAGGGUGAGUUGCCGGAGAGCAUAGCCGACUCACCUAAUCUUUAUGAACUUAGGCUGUUUGCUAAUAAACUGACCGGAAAACUGCCGCGCAAUCUCGGAGAGAAUGCUCCUUUGAGGUGGCUUGACGUUUCGAGCAAUCAAUUCUGGGGCGAAAUUCCGGCGACUGUGUGUGACAAUGGGAAAUUGGAAGAGCUUCUAAUGAUAUACAACUCGUUUUCCGGUGGUAUCCCGGCGAGUCUGGGUAGUUGUCGGAGUUUGAUGCGUGUCCGGCUCGGUUUCAAUCGGUUGUCUGGUGAAGUCCCGGCCGCUUUUUGGGGGCUUCCACGUGUGUAUCUGCUUGAGCUCACUGAUAACUCAUUUUCUGGUUCUAUCGCGAAAACUAUUGCUGGUGCUGGGAACCUCUCCUUGUUGACUCUAUCUAAUAACAGUUUUACUGGACCGAUCCCUGAAGAGAUUGGAUGGCUAGAAAACCUUGAGGAAUUCUCUGGUAAUAAUAACAUGUUCAAUGGAUCAUUGCCUUCUAGCCUGGUGAAUCUGGGGCAGCUUGGGACUCUUGAUCUUCAUAACAAUAAAUUUUCAGGCGAGCUCCCAAAGGGAAUUCGAUCCUGGAAGAAACUCAAUGAGCUGAAUCUAGCGAAUAAUGAGAUUGGUGGAAAUAUUCCUGACGAAAUUGGGAGUUUGUCCGUUUUAAACUUUCUUGAUCUUUCCAAUAAUCAAUUUUCUGGCGAAGUUCCUCCUGAAUUGCAGAAUUUGAAGCUCAACAGGUUGAAUAUGUCUUACAAUCAUCUCUCAGGAGAACUUCCUCCUAUGUUAGCUAAAGACAUGUACAUGACAAGUUUUUUGGGUAAUCCUGGUAUUUGUGGGGAUUGGAACAGUUUGUGUAAUGGCAGAGAUGAAGCUAAGGCAACAAAGUAUUCUUGGUUGCUCCGAAUUAUUUUCAUUAUUGCUACUGUUGUUUUUGUCCUAGGCGUGGUCUGGUUUUAUUUCAAAUACAAGAACUUUAAAAAGGCAAAAAGAGCCAUUGACAAAUCAAAAUACACAUUGAUGUCAUUCCAUAAACUGGGUUUCAGUGAAGAUGAAAUUCUGAACUGCCUUGAUGAUGAUAGUGUGAUAGGAAGUGGAGCAUCAGGGAAAGUUUACAAGGUUGUUCUCAGUGGUGGGGAGGCUGUUGCAGUAAAGAAGCUGUGGGGAGGCAUGCAGAAAGACAUGGAGAGUGGGGACAUUGAAAAAGGUGGGGUUCAAGACAAUGCUUUUGAUGCAGAAGUUGAAACCUUAGGUAAAAUUAGGCACAAAAACAUAGUGAAGCUUUGGUGUUGCUGCACCACAAGGGACUGCAAGCUCCUAGUUUACGAGUACAUGCCGAAUGGUAGUCUCAGCGAUGCACUUCAUGGCAGUAAAGGUGGAUUGUUGGACUGGCCAACGAGGUAUAAGAUAGCCCUUGAUGCUGCAGAAGGUCUCUCUUAUCUGCAUCAUGACUGUGUUCCUCCAAUCGUUCAUAGAGAUGUAAAAUCCAACAACAUCCUGUUGGACGGUGACUUCGGUGCAAGGGUGGCUGAUUUUGGUGUAGCCAAGGUUGUUGAAACCAACGGGAAAGGAACCAAAUCCAUGUCUGUCAUUGCUGGCUCUUGUGGAUACAUUGCACCAGAAUAUGCUUACACACUGAGGGUGAACGAGAAGAGCGACACAUACAGUUUUGGUGUAGUGAUACUUGAGUUGGUGACUGGAAGACGACCGGUUGAUCCAGAGUUUGGGGAAAAGGACUUGGUGAAGUGGGUUUACACCGCAUUGGACCAGAAAGGAGUGGAUCAUGUAAUUGACUCGAGGCUUGAUUCCUGUUACAAGGAUGACAUAUGCAAGGUCCUCGACGUCGGCCUCAUGUGCACUAGUUCUCUUCCGAUCAACCGCCCUGCCAUGAGAAGAGUGGUCAAGAUGCUGCAAGAGAUGGGCGCGGAGAACCAAACCAAACCUAUCAAGAAAGAUGGCAUGUUGUCACCUUAUUACUGUGACGAUGCCUCAGAUCAUGGAAGUGUAGCCUAAUUCCAGUUAGAGUUGACUAGAGGUGGAUAACUUGAUUUCACGAAAGGGAGUUUUAAGCCAUUUUUAUCUCCACACAAGUUGGAAGAAGGGGUAUCAGAUGGCCUCCUUAAUUUGGUUUACGACAUUGAAUUCAGAUAAAAUGUCUCCAAUUUCCACUGUUUGAAGAUUUGUUAUCUCAGAUCAUUGAAUUAGUUCUAAAGAUUGUAUAAAAAUCAGUGGCUUCCAAGUGGCAACUCACUGCUGUGAAUUUCAGUUGAUUACCCAGCAUGUGAAUCUCUUGCCAUAUUAACCCUGCUUUUGUAAGUUCAGGAGUUGGUACUAAUGACAGUUGUACAAUUCUAAAUCUAUGAACAUAUCUUAGGAAUUUGAAUUUUGAUGAUCUUCAACUUCAUGAAA